Ruditapes philippinarum (Manila clam) is the source of this 4351-nucleotide messenger RNA. Its product is annotated as patched domain-containing protein 3-like. The record is from RefSeq and is a predicted model, not a curated record. Gene Ontology annotation, molecular function: transmembrane transporter activity. Gene Ontology annotation, cellular component: membrane. Gene Ontology annotation, biological process: transmembrane transport. Lineage: Eukaryota; Metazoa; Mollusca; Bivalvia; Venerida; Veneridae. The coding region runs from base 220 to 3003 and encodes 927 amino acids. The transcript has 4 exons.
GGGCAUGCAUAAUAUGAUUUACAGAAUUGUGAGUUGUAUCAUAAAGGUAUCGAAAAGUUACCUCUGUAUAAACAUUUGUCAGCAUUAUUAAUUUCAUCCAUUUAAAAAGAUAAAUUGGAAUAUAAAGACUGAUAACUGUUUUUAAACUUAUAGUUUGUAGUAUCGAGAAAUGGUGAGAAGAACUUAAUGUGUAUUUGAUAAAAUCGGAUACAAUCCAAAAUGGCAAACCAUUUCAAUACCUGCUACGAUAAGGUCGAAAACGGGAUAGGUGGCAUAUUUUCACGCUAUGGUCGUUUCGUAGCGAGGCACCCUUGGAAGAUAAUUCUGACUGGAUUUAUAUUUAACGGACUUCUUGGCAUUGGAAUGUUUAAACUUAAUAUUGUUAUAGAUGUCGAACGGGUUUAUACACCGAUUGGAAGUCAAGCUAGCAAGGACAGUGACAAAGUUAGUGAUAUUUUUCCCGACCUGAGCGGCACCAAUUUCAUUGGAUAUCAGAUGCCGAAGUUUGGUCGGUACGGUGAGGUAAUCGUCAUCCCAAAGAGCGGCAACAUUCUUGAUGGAGAGUUUCUCACUCAGCUAAAAGAACUCUAUUAUUUCUUGUUAUCAAUAGAUACUACUGAUGAAAAUAAGAAAACGGUCACAUUAAACGAAAUUUGCGCUAGGUCGUACGGAAAUUGCAGUAUCGACGGGGAUGUUUUUGUAGAUACACAGUUUAUUGAAGAAGUAAAUUCGAGUUCUGAUAUUCCUUUUCCUUAUUUCAACCAUUCGUCUCGUGGUCAAAUUUAUUAUGAACAAAUAGUUGGUGGCUUUAAUAUUUCAUCAAACACCCUAGUAUCUGCAAAAAUGUUAAUCAUGCGAGUGAAUUUGCGUACGGACUCUGACUAUUUUACAGAAACUGCAAAGAAUUGGCAAAACUCAUUUCUGGCAAAGAUAAAAGAGUUCUCUUCAAACCAUUUUGAUAUCUCGUAUUCACAUUCAGAUUCUUUAAGUGAAGAACUAAAUGAAAAUGUGUCAGGUGACAUUCUGAUAUUUUCAAUAACUUUUACAAUAAUGAUUACCUACGCAUGCAUAGCAACAAUGACAGCCCGAUGUGACGUAGUUGGUCAAAGGUCAAAUUUGGGAUUUGCUGGUGUUAUUGCAGCUGGUCUAGCGAUAGUUGCUGCUUUCGGUCUUGGUAGUGCAUGCGGGGUAGAAUUUGUCAGUAUUGUCGGAGUUGUCCCAUUUCUUAUUAUUGGUAUUGGAGUUGAUGACAUGUUUAUGCUUAUGUCUGGUAUUACAAGCACCAACUACGAAGACGAUGUUGAAACAAGGGUUGGAGAAACAAUGAGAACCAGUGGUGUAUCAAUCACAAUCACUUCUCUCACAGACUUGCUAGCCUUUGCUGCUGGAGCUUCUUCUGUAUUUCUUAGCGUUCGAAACUUCUGUAUUUACUGUGGUAUAGCGGUAGUAUUUUGUUACAUUAACCAGGCAACGAUUUUUCUUGCGUGUAUCGCAGUCAAUGAAAAUAGGACAUAUGACAACAAACAUUAUGCUACAUGUUUGAAAAUCAAAAUACCCGGUGAAGAAGAUGCAAAUAUGCCAAAGUGCCGAUUGCUUUGUUGUACAGGCCGGAAACCCAAGAAUCAGUCUGAAUCUGAAAGUUAUUUAGAUAAAGUUCCCAGGUGGUUGAUACCCAAAAUGAUUACACCAAUAUCAGCCAAGAUAAUUAUUUUUGGUCUUUUUGCUGGAUACUUAGGGGUUUCAGCUUGGGGUGUCACUCAAAUGGAACAAGGCUUAGAGCUUCAAAAUCUUGUCGCAAAAACAUCAUAUUAUUAUCAAUACAGGGAGCACUUAGAUAAUAAUUUUCCUUUGGGAACUUCGAUUUCUCUUGUUUUUGAUAAAACAAUGACUUAUUCGGAUGUUUCAGUUCAAGCCGAUAUUACUUCUCUUUUGACGGAUCUCAAAACGAAAAGUACAGUUCAAGACUAUAUUGAAAUAAACUGGCUGUCUGAAUAUAAAAAUGACGCUACAAACUAUAACAAUUCAACAGAGAAAAAUUUCAUAUUAGGCCUACGUGAUUUUUUGAGUAUGCCUAGCAACACACGAUUUCAAAAUGAUGUUGUGAUCAAUCGCAGCAACACUAGUAUAACGGUCUGUAGGAUUCACUUAAUGUCUAAAAGUAUCAAGAAAUCACAGGAACAAGGAAAAUUCAUGCUGAGCAUGCGAGAAAUGGUGUCGGAUAGCUCACUUUCAGUUUUUGUUUUUUCUCCAGCUUUUCUGUUCUAUGAGCAAUAUGUUACCAUUUUGUCUCAGACAUUACAAACUGUCGGGAUUGCUGUUGCUAUGGUAUUUUUCGUUACCUGUAUAUUCAUGCCACAUCCACUGUUGCUUUUAUAUAUAACAACAACUGUUGCCAUGAUUACUCUCGGAAUCUUCGGAUUUCUUUCAUUUUUAGGCCUUACUUUAAGUGCGAUUACAAUGAUUCACAUUAUAAUGAGCAUCGGUUUCUCUGUAGACUUUGCAGCACAUAUUUGUCACGGUUAUAUGAUUUCAAGCGGUGAUGACCGAAAUAAAAAAAUGAUAUCCGGAAUUGUUCGAUCCGGAGCUCCGAUUUUUCAUGGAGCAAUAUCAUCGUUGUUGGGUGUUGUCAUGUUAGCAGCAGCCAAAUCAUAUAUAUUUUAUUCUUUUUUCCAAGUCAUGAGCCUUGUUAUCACAUUCGGGAUUCUUCAUGCUCUUUUUCUACUGCCUGUUAUCUUGUCGCUGAUAGGUCCUUUUUCAUCUGUAACAGGGUCAAAGGUUGAUUCAGAGUCAGAGAAUUUAGACAGGAGAAGCGAAGCAGCACAAGCAUAUGAUAAUACAUCUUUUCGAAUACCCCGCCCGUCUGUGGAUAUGGACAAUGGGUAUACGUCUGAAUGUAACAAAAUCCCUAUGGCAGAUUUAAGUCAGAAAACCCCGUCUGCAUCACACUCAACUCAUACUUUUGCAGAAAUCGGAAAUUACGAUUCCUUUAAACGACAACUUUAAAAGUAAAAAAGAUAAAUAUCACCGUCUUGUCGAAACACAAUAUUCAUUAAUUUCAUAUUGAUUUGCUUGCAAAAGCAAAAUUUGAAAUGAACUGCAUUUCAGAGUACCAGUUGGAUGUCACAUAUUUAAAAUUAAAAUUAGAUUGAUUAGGACGAUGUACUACGGUGUCAAUGUAAACCUUUUUGUCAGAUCCUUUAUGCAAUUUCUCGGAAAAACUGUGGAUACAUAUCAGCCAAUUACAGCCGAGUAUUACCUUUCGCUUAAUCGUGUGCAGUACAAAUGUGUCAUUAAUCGUGCAGUGAUCAGUUUGAAUUUGUUUCUGUGAAUCCGUCAUUAAAUACUGUCAUAUGAAAUCGGUACAUUUGUGUUAAUUACAGUUUAACUUUGUUGACGGGUAAUAUUUAAAACCUAUAUAUAUGUAUAUAUGUAUAGAUAUAGACAAUACUAUGUUACUCCGACAACAUUCUGUAGAGUAAGAGUGACUGAUUAAAAUCACUUUCACUAUACCAAAAGGGGUAUAAAGAUAAAGAAAUUCAUUUUGAAUGUAUAACAAUGAAAGUAAGAUUAAACAUCUUAUAUAUUGAAUACACGUGGUAUUUUAAAAUUACAUAUAUAAUUUUAUAGUCGAUUGGUCUACAAUAAGCACAUUUCAAUUGAAAAAAAAGUUCCAAGUUUAAAUGUAUUCAGCACAUGAACAAUAUAUAUUUAUGACAAAGACAAUAAAUGUAAACAAAUACAAACAAACAAAUAUGUGCACAAUAAAAUUUAUUUCAAUAAGUAUUUCAAAUUUUGAUAUAACCCUAGAAAUGAAUCAUCUGGAUAUGCUUACAAAAUAUUUCUUGAAAAGAAAUGUUGAUCUAAUUCAUGGUAAUAUAGCAUGAAGAUUUAUAUGAUGAAUAAAUAUAUUCUAUUCAGCUUUAUGUAGAUAUGUAAUAUCAGAUCAUAUGUGUCACACUUACUAACAACAUCUUUAUAUUGUUCUUUUGUGAUUUGUUGGCACGUAUGAUACAAAAUAUUGUCAGCAAAAUUAUAAAAUGGUAUUGCACUCCUUUCAUUAUGGACCAAUUCACGUAAAAUGUACAUGGUUUAUUGACGUCAAAUCUGACGUCAGGAUUAUUAUAUGCCAUGCAUAUAAGUAUCGUUACAGUCCAAUCUGUUUGAAUGGGGAAUAAUGUGAUGGAAUAGUUUAUUAUGCACUGAUAUAUACAUUAAUGAUACUGCAGUUAAUACUGUAUAAUAUGUUCAUUCACAAUGUUGAGAUAUUGCUUGCAUUACUAGUAAAUGUAUUAUCAUAAUUAUACAGGAUGUGCUCUUCUGAUUUAGAAAAUAAAGAUAGUAUAUUUUAUUA